Nematocida ausubeli is the source of this 987-nucleotide messenger RNA. RefSeq lists its product as uncharacterized. The transcript has a single exon. The record is from RefSeq and is a predicted model, not a curated record. The coding region runs from base 1 to 987 and encodes 328 amino acids. Gene Ontology annotation, biological process: activation of GTPase activity. Gene Ontology annotation, molecular function: GTPase activator activity. NCBI's taxonomy places the organism in Eukaryota, Fungi, Microsporidia.
AUGCAUUCACAUUAUGACAAGAACACCAUGGAUAUUUACAUUCAUUCUAUUUGCAAAAAUAAAAUGAAUAACAUAAUGAAACAAACCCCUAUGGAGAACGUGCAAGAACUAAGGGAUGCAGCUUGGUUUGGGCUGGAGAAGCAAAAAAGAAGCACUGGCUGGCUAAUUUUGCUUGAUAUAAUUAGUCCAUCAAUGAGUGCCUUAGGGGUUGGCAUAGAGAAUAAGUGCAGGGCAUACGAGUCACUCAACAAACAAGGAACCCACAUAAACAGCCCAGAAAUACUUCUUUCCCCGCUUACGCACGAUAAAGUGCAUAAACAAAUAAGCAAGGAUGUGCUUAGAAUAGAGUGUGAGGUAAAGGGAGUAGAUACGUCUAAGAGCUACAUCCGGGCAAUGGCAAUAUUCUCUAAGAGAUAUCCUGUGAUAAGCUAUGUCCAAGGGAUGUGCGAUAUUUUCAAGUUGUUCAUGGAUGUGCAUUCCAUCUCGCAUGAUACGCAUGUGGCUGAAGCCCUUUCGUAUUUCUGCUUUGAAAAGAUUGUCAGUAAGUACUUGGACUAUUUCUCUUCAAGGCAGGUUGGAAUUGAAAGAUCCAUUGAGGAAAUAGAGGAGCUUCUUCAGAAGAACAGGCCAAAGCUAUUCCUGCAUCUGCAAAAAAGUUCUGUGGAGGUGAAGUACUUUGCAUACAACUGGAUGUCCACCUUUCUAAUAAGAGAGUUUCUGCAUCACAAAGAAGUAUUUGAUGCGCACUUCUCCCUGGGCCCAGCUGAGUUCAUUCGGUUUAAUGUUUCAUUUGCCACUGCCCUCGUAAUAUAUUUGCAGGAGACUCUUAUGAGCAGUGAUUUUGAGGGAAUUCUGUACACGCUGCAGCGAAUAAAUGAGAUCGAAUGGAGCACAAUGGAGAUCCAAAGGGUUCUUUCAGUGAGCUACAUAAUAUAUUCUGGAGGGUCCCUCUAUGAAGACCUAAAUAAAAUAAAUAAGCCACAGUAA